Messenger RNA from Phymastichus coffea, 2372 nucleotides. Its product is annotated as RNA-binding protein with serine-rich domain 1-like. Lineage: Eukaryota; Metazoa; Arthropoda; Insecta; Hymenoptera; Eulophidae. Bases 128 to 1312 code for a protein of 394 amino acids. The record is from RefSeq and is a predicted model, not a curated record. The transcript is spliced from 5 exons. Gene Ontology annotation, cellular component: cytoplasm; ASAP complex; nucleoplasm. Gene Ontology annotation, molecular function: RNA binding. Gene Ontology annotation, biological process: mRNA splicing, via spliceosome.
UUUUCGUACACACGGCAUCUCGACGCGCACGCAAAUAGCGCUAGAGGUACCGUUUGUGUCGACGAACGACGAGUUGCCGGAUUCCCGUCCAGGCGUGAAAACGCCCGACGAUCUUCAGCGGCCGAUCAUGGCACGGAGCCGGAAGGACAGCACCGCUAGCAAGAGCGAGUCCGAAAUCAGCGAUAAGGACAAGCGCGCUCGGGACAGAAAAAAGAGAUCGGCUUCCUCGUCAAGCAGUGGAAGCAGCUCCUCUGACAGCAGCUCUGGCUCAUCAAGCUCGAGCACUGGAAGUAGCUCGAGGUCUAGUUCCUCUUCCAGUUCAUCAUCCAGUAGUUCUGGAAGUUCUUCUGCAAGUUCUCGUGACAGGGGACGCAAGCGAAGCAGGAGCAAAAGUGCCGAUGUAAGAAGACAUGUGUCCAAGGAGAGAGAAAGGGAAAGGGAUAAGGAAAGGGACAAGGAGAGAGAAAGAGAACGUGAGCGUGAGAGGGAACGCGAGAGAGAACGAGAAAGAGAGCGUGAUAGGGAAAGAGAUCGAGAAAGGGAUAGAGACCGUGAAAGAGAUAGGGAAAAGGAGCGUGAGAGGGAUAGAGAAAGGGACAGAGAACGUGAACGAGAGAAAAAGAAACCAAAUCCUGUUGUAGAGAAGCCAAAACCUAAACAUAGAUCAAGGACUCCUUCUCCACGCAGAAAACCUCGUAGAGAAAGGUCACCACCUCCAAGGCCAACAAAAAUUCAUAUUGGUCAUUUGACACGCAAUGUUACGAAAGAUCACAUUACAGAAAUUUUCUCUACUUAUGGAAAUAUCAAAAUGGUUGAUUUUCCUAUUGACAAAAUACAUCCCACACAUGGACGAGGCUUUGCAUACGUUGAAUUUGAAACUCCUGAUGAGGCAGAGAAUGCUAUGAAACACAUGGAUGGAGGACAAAUUGAUGGUCAGGAGAUCACAGCAGCUCCAGUGCUUAUUCAAAAGUCUCGACCUGCACCAAUCCGUCGGAACUCUCCAAUGAUGAACCGUCGUGGACCACCACCAACUAGGUGGGGAGCUGGUGCAGGCGGUGGCGGUGGUGGUGGUGGUGGUGGUGGUGGUGGUGGUGGUGGUGGUGGUGGUGGUGGAGGAGGUGGCGGUGGCGGUGGACGCGGAAACUCACCACCGCGCUAUAGACGUCGUUCACCACCAAUGAACCGUCGUGGCCGAAGUCCAGCGCGACCACCACCAAGACGCCGUAUGAGAUCUCGUUCGCGUUCACCUGUAAAUAACAGGCGAGACCGGCACAGGCGCUACACGAGGUCCAGUUCAAGUAGUUCGCGGUAAUCGCAUGUGGCAUGAUAGUGCCCGAUGAUACCGAUUACCUCCUGCACACAAACACACACAGCAAUGUAUUUUUAUGAAUAAACCAUUGGUUUUCUUAGUGUGUCAGAGUGUGUGCACGCGAUCUAUUGUGUGGACGCUUUCGUUAGUUUGACGUAGCUCUUUGAAUUUCUACGUUCAGGUGCUUUUAGUUUAAUAAAAGUGUCUAGCAGCAAAUUCAUUAGAGUAUUAUUAUGACUUAUUGCAAAUCUAGAUUCAAUUUAAUGUCAAUUUCUGAUUGUUUGCAUAAAUAUUGAUUACAUAAGCAAUCAAGAAUUUGUCCAAGUCAUUCUACUCUCAAAUGUAAUUGGUCAGACUCUUACUUCUUUAAAAGUAUUAAUUACACGUAUUAUAAGUUUUUGAUUAGAUUUGCAAUUCAUUGCACAACAGUUAACUUUUUAUUACUUAUGAAGUAUCUGUUUUUAUUAUAUGCUGCUAGUCAUUUUUUGUACUACAUUGGUGAGGUAAAAUCUAAAAUACAUGAUUGAAUCAUGCUUGCUCCGAACUAACGAAAGCGGUCUAGGUCGGAAAUAAGGUACUAAAAUACAAUUUAAAUGAACAACAAAAAGGGUAAAUUUUUCGAGGCCCUUUUAGCAUACACAUUACAAUUUGGAAAGCUAUGGCUUUAUAUUAUAAAUAUAUCAAUUGAAAUAAAUAAAUAUGAAAGAUUUUUUUCUCGUUUUUACACACAAAUUUCUUGUAUGUUGUUUUUAUAAUCGCAAUAAAAUUUUCUAUAACUUCAAUAGUGUGAUUGUGAGAAGAUCAGUAUCAGAUCUGCAAGAGUCACUGGUGUUUGUUAAAGUAUGUCAUGAGGGAAUAUGAUGUCUAUAGUAUUUAAGAAUCUAAAAAAUAGUACUUUUUAUCCUUAGUCGUAACUGGACAAAUUUGCGUGUGUAUAUUUUUUGUCUUUUCAAAGAUUGUGAAAAAUAUCUAUAAUGAUAGAUGUCAAGCAGUGCACGAUAUAGGUGAAAAACGUAUGAAAGGUGAUGUAAUUUUGUUAAGAUUAAAUAAAAGUGGACUUUAA